ACAGCGUUACUUUCUUUGCAGUCUACUGCGCAAGGCAAGGUUGUCUUCUUCUGCUUCGCCCGGAUCAGGAACUACACCCCAGGCGCACGUUAGCGCACCCUCCACCUUCAGAGAUAAGAGGUCUCCGGAGUCGCGCGACCUUACCUUGCAGUUUCCAAGUCACCAACACUUGGACGUAAUAGUCAGAUCUUCAAUCGUUGAAUGCUAUAAGGUAAGGAGCUUUGAGCAUCGAAUUUGAUUCAUUUCGGUGGCUGAAAUCAGCUUAUCUUCACUGAUUUCGUUGAUUUCCCACCCGGAUUUGGAGGGGAAGCUGGCUUAUAUUUGGCAUGUGGGGACGCCUCCGUGAAGCUUCCUCAACUUACAAGCGAAUGUCAUCAAGAGAUUAUAUGCAUGUAGUUGAUCCAAAGGAAAACUCAGCUCUUUUACAGAACGAUAUGGGUCAAGAAACUACCAACCCUUCAUGGAAGCACUCACUUCCCCAUGUGCUUGUGGCAACCAUAUUCCCGUUCUUGUUUGGCUACCAUCUUGGAGUGGUUAAUGAACCGCUUGAAAGUAUUUCUUUUGAUCUCGGUUUUAGUGGGAACACAUUGGCAGAAGGUUUGGUGGUGAGUACCUGUUUGGGUGGUGCCUUAAUUGGGUCUCUACUUAGUGGUUGGAUUGCAGAUGGAAUUGGGCGCCGAAGGGCUUUUCAAUUGUGUGCUUUGCCUAUGAUUAUUGGUGCUUCUGUGAGCGCAAUAACAAAUAAUCUCGAGGGUAUGCUUUUAGGGAGGUUACUAGUUGGGGCUGGGAUGGGUAUAGGUCCGACUGUUGCAGCCCUUUAUGUGACAGAGGUUUCUCCUGCUUUUGUGAGGGGUACUUAUGGAAGCUUCAUUCAGAUUGCAACUUGUCUUGGCCUUAUGGCUGCUUUCUUUAUUGGAAUCCCUGUCAAGUCAAUAGUUGGUUGGUGGCGUAUGUGUUUCUGGGUAUCUACAAUUCCAGCUGCAAUACUUGCUCUUGCCAUGUCUUUUUGUGCAGAGUCUCCACAUUGGCUGUACAAGCAAGGAAGAAGUGCUGAAGCUGAAGUUGAAUUUGAGAAGCUCAUAGGAGGAUGGUAUGUCAAAUCUGCAAUGGCAGAAUUAUACAAGUCGGACCGAGGGGAUGAUGCAGAUACUGUAAAGCUUUCAGAAUUGUUUUAUGGUCGUCAUUUCAGAGGUAAGUAUGAUAUUUUUCUGGUAUACUUCUUGAGCUUUGUGAGUUCAGUUUUUCUCUAUUUUGCAGUUACUGGCCACAUUUACUGCCAGUCUGCCGCAUCUUCUUCACCUCCUUGCCCCUUUUCUCUCCCAAAUAUUUUUUGUUAUUCACUCAUUCCUUUUGCAGUUGUUUUUAUUGGGUCAACCCUAUUUGCUUUACAACAGCUAUCUGGUAUAAAUGCUGUUUUUUAUUUCUCAUCAACUGUCUUUAAAAGUGCGGGAGUAUCAUCAGAACUUGCAAAUGUUUUUGUGGGACUUGCAAACCUAGCUGGCUCUGUAACUGCGAUGCUUUUAAUGGAUAAAGUUGGAAGGAGGAUGCUUCUUCUUUGGAGCUUCUUUGGCAUGGCCGUUUCAAUGGUCCUUCAAGUCACUGCUGCAAGUUCCUAUGUAUUACAUCCUGGAGCUUUGUACCUAUCUGUUGGAGGCAUGCUCUUGUUUGUCUUGACGUUUGCUCUGGGAGCUGGUCCAGUUCCAGGUCUGCUGCUCCCUGAAAUUUUCCCCAAUCGGAUUAGAGCUAAAGCCAUGGCAGUCUGUAUGUCAGUGCAUUGGGUGUUGAACUUUUUUGUGGGGUUGCUAUUCUUGCGUUUGCUGCAGCAACUUGGACCGAUGCCAUUGUACUCUUUCUUUGCUACCUUUUGUUUGAUGGCAGUAGUUUUUGUCAAGAGAAAUGUGAUUGAAACCAAGGGGAAAUCCCUCCAAGAAAUAGAGAUAGCACUUCUCCCGCAAGAAUAGAGGAAGAUUAUGGAACCUUGUGUGAAGCAGGCUGCAUUUUAAGCAGAAUAUAGCUUUGUCACCGAAGUUCUGCCGUCAAGACAGGUGCUUUAUUUGGAGAAUAUAUAGUAGGCACAGAUGCAUACGUGUAACCAAGGGGGUGUUCGGUGUUCACCCACCGAGUUCCAUGAGUUAGGGCUUCGCAAAAUCAUGAGGUACCCAAUCAGAGUGGCUGAUGCUUCGCGCACUGGUGCAUUUCUGUUUGGGCUUUUUUACAUGUGUAUGAAAUGUUAAAGAGUGCAUUUGUGCGUAUUUUAUAGAAUGUUGCAUUUGUCAUAAUCAUUAAUAUAAGCUUUUCAGACU
This is a messenger RNA of Malania oleifera, 2303 nucleotides long. RefSeq names its product probable plastidic glucose transporter 2. The record is from RefSeq and is a predicted model, not a curated record. Gene Ontology annotation, molecular function: hexose transmembrane transporter activity. Lineage: Eukaryota; Viridiplantae; Streptophyta; Magnoliopsida; Santalales; Ximeniaceae. Bases 327 to 1961 code for a protein of 544 amino acids. Gene Ontology annotation, cellular component: membrane. Gene Ontology annotation, biological process: monosaccharide transmembrane transport. The transcript has 14 exons.